UGUCCCGCAGGCAGGCAGCAUUCCGGGCGGAGAGAGUGAGAGAAAGACACUGGAGCUCCGAGGCCGCACACUGUCACGUCUACCGCCGCAGAACAGGAGCUGAGAGUCCGGAGCAGCGGCCUCGGUCCAGCAGGGUAUGGGCUCUCCAGGCCAAACACCACGGCAAGACAUGGAUCUCUGAGCUGCUCUGUUUCAUCCAUCUCCUUUUGCUGCCUUGCGUUCUGCUCGCCUCAACCAGCUCCUCUGCCCCUGCUAGAGCGGUUUGGCUCAGACUCCUUUCAGAGAAGAAGAAGAAGGGGGGAAAAACACAAACCCAAGUGGGAGGGCGUAGUAAGCUUCCCCCAGCUGCCGUGCAGACACACACAUGCUGCAUUACUGCCAUUCCCCAAGCCCUGCUCCAUCCAUCCCUAGGGCACGGCCACUAGCCUGCUAGCGAGCUAGCACUUGGCACCAAAAGAAGGCCUGUCCUCGGGUGUAAAGAAAAAUACAAACAGACUGUGUACACUUGGCCCUUCCUUUCCUUCUCCCUUUGCCAGUGAGCCAGGCACAUUCCCACCAACUGGGGCUUCUUUAGUUUAGCUGUCAUUCCCGCUGCUCCGAGCAGUGGAGGGUUGUGAGUCGCCAGCCAGUCGGUCACUCGGUCAUUCAGCGCGGCGGACUGAGGAAGCCGCAGGAGUUAUUUAAUCCGAGGCCGGGAUGACGGAGCCCAGCAUGGAGCACUGCCUGGCCCUGGUCCUGCAGAAGGAUGUGGGCCGACGGCUGCAGGUGGGACAGGAGAUCUUAGAUUACAUCUUGGACAAGGAGAAAUCUCACGACCUGGAGCAGGAUCAGACGGCGCUGGACAAGAUGGUGGACGGCAUCGCCAGCUCCUGGGUCAACUCCAGCCACUUUAAGGUGGCGCUGCUCGGCCUGGACCUGUUAUCUGCCUUAGUGACGAGGUUACAGGAGCGGUUCAAGGCCCAGGUGGGAACAGUCCUGCCCAGCCUCAUUGAUCGUCUGGGAGAUGCCAGAGACCAAGUGAGAGACCAGGACCAAACAGUGCUGCUGAAGAUCAUGGAGCAAGCUGCCACCCCACAGUACGUCUGGGACAGGAUGCUGGGAGGCUUCAAACACAAGAACAACAGGACCAGAGAAGGAUUGUGCCUUUGCCUCAUCUCCACACUGAACACAUAUGGAGCUCAAAGCCUGACCCUCAGUAAAAUUGUUCCCCACAUAUGUAAUCUCUUGGGGGACCCCACAAGUCAGGUGCGUGAUGGAGCCAUGAGCUCCUUGGUGACGAUCUACAGACACGUGGGCGAGAGGGUGAGGAUGGAUCUCAGCAAAAAGGGCCUGCCGCAGUCACGGUUGAAUGUAAUCUUCAGCAAAUUCGAUGAAGUCCAAAGAUCCGGGAACAUGAUCUCAUCUUCUGGCUCAGAUAAGAACUUCGAGGAUGAGGACUCUGUGGACGGAGGCCGGUCCUCCUCCUCCGCCUCCUCCAAAGCACCCCCCAGUGGCAGGAGGACUGUAGUGAGCUCUGUGAGAAGACCCAGCUCAGCCACCUCUUCUAAGCCUACAAAUAAAGAAGCAGCAGCUGGUGCAGUCGAUGAAGAGGAUUUCAUCAAGGCCUUCACAGACGUUCCCACUGUUCAGAUCUACUCUAACAGAGAGUUCGAGGACCAGCUGGGAAAGAUCAGAGAAGUGCUGAACGAUGACAAACACGACUGGGAGCACCGGGUGGUGGCGCUGAAGAAAGUGCGUUCGCUUGUAUUCGCUGGCGCCAUUGAAUACGAGGGGUUCUCUCAGCAGCUGCGUCUCCUGGAGGCUCCUCUGAAGAUGUCAGCCAAAGACCUGCGCUCUCAGGUGGUCCGCGAGGCCUGCAUCACACUGGGACAUUUGUCAUCACUUCUGGGAAACAAGUUUGACCACGGAGCCGAGAGCAUCAUGCCCACGCUGCUGAACCUGGUGCCCAACAGCGCCAAGGUCAUGGCCACGUCCGGGGUGGUCACCAUCCGCCUCAUCCUCAGGAACACACACUACCCACGUCUCAUUCCCAUCAUAACCAGUAACUGCCUCUCCAAAUCAGUGGCAGUAAGACGACGCUGCUAUGAGUUCCUAGACCUCAUGUUACAAGAGUGGCACACCAACACCCUGGAGAGACACGUGGCUGUUCUGACGGAGACCAUCAAGAAAGGAAUUCACGAUGCCGACUCUGAGGCCAGAUCCAUCGCCAGAAAGUGCUACUGGGGCUUCCACGGUCACUACAGCCGGGAGGCGGAGCAUCUGUUCCAGGCGCUGGAGUCGCCCUAUCAGAAGGCCCUCCAGUCUCACCUGAAGAGCUCGGACAGCAUCGUGUCUCUGCCCCAGUCCGACCGGUCCUCGUCCUCCUCCCAGGAGAGUCUGAACCGACCUUUGUCUGUGAAGAGCGUCAUCGGAGGAAGCAUGACAAGGAAUAAGCUGGUUCCCUCCAGGGUGUCCACCACACCGGGUUCCCUCCAGCGCUCACGCAGCGACAUCGAUGUGAACGCAGCCUCCAGCUCCAAGUCCCGCUUGUCCACCGUGCCCGCCGCCUCCUCAGCAUUCAGCUCUGCAGCCGCCCUCCCUCCGGGGUCCUACGCCUCAUUAGAUGGCACUCCUGGUAAAAGUGAUGGUCGUGUUCGGACCAGGAGACAAAGCUCCGGCAGCUCGGGUGGAGUCAAUACUUCAUUGGUGGACAGCAGGGGGCGAAGUCGAGCCAAAGUGGUCUCCCAGUCCCAGCGAUCCAGGUCAGCCAAUCCCAUCAGUGCUGGCAGUCGCUCCAGCUCCCCGGGAAAGCUGCUCGGCCACGGCAGCUACGGCCGGAUCCCUCGAGCCACGGUGUCGGCCUCCACCACGCCGGCUGACAAGCGCACCAGGAUCCCUCGAAGCCAGGGCUGCAGCCGAGAGACGAGUCCCAGCCGACUGGGUCUGGACCGAUACGGUUUGAUUCAUCAAGCCAGAAUCUCUGCAUCAGUGAACGCCAUGAGGGUCCUGAACACCGGCACCGAGGUGGAGGCAGCCGUCGCCGAUGCUCUGCUAUUAGGAGACUCCAGGAAUAAGAGGAAGCCACUGAGGCGGCGGUACGAGUCCCCGGGGAUGUACUCUGAUGAUGACGCCAACAGUGACGCGUCCAGCGCCUGCUCCGAGCGCUCGUACGGGUCUCGAAACGGAGGAAUACCUCACUACCUGCGUCAGACCGAGGACGUGGCCGAGGUCCUGAACCACUGCGCCAGCUCCAACUGGUCCGAGAGGAAGGAGGGGCUGAUGGGUCUGCAGAACCUGCUCAAGAGCCAAAGAAUACUGAGUCGAGUGGAGCUGAAGAGACUUUGUGAGAUCUUCACCAGGAUGUUUGCAGAUCCACAUAGCAAGAGAGUGUUCAGCAUGUUUCUGGAGACGCUGGUGGACUUUGUCACGGUGCACAGGGAGGACCUGCAGGACUGGCUGUUUGUCCUGCUCACGCAGCUGCUGAAGAAAAUGGGGGCAGACCUGCUUGGCUCCGUCCAGGCCAAAGUCCAGAAGGCCCUGGACGUCACAAGGGAGUCUUUCCCGUUCGACCAGCAGUUCAACAUCCUGAUGAGGUUCAUUGUGGAUCAGACUCAGACUCCAAACCUCAAGGUGAAAGUGGCCAUUCUGAAGUACAUCGAGUCCCUGGGGCGACACAUGGACCCGACGGACUUUGUCAACUCCAGCGAGACGCGCCUGGCCGUGUCUCGAAUCAUCACCUGGACGACUGAGCCCAAGAGCUCUGACGUCAGGAAGGUAGGAUCAAAUCUGAACGUCAAUCUCUUAAACAUGAAAUAUCCUCUUGAAUAUUUCUAUUUCUUCAAAGUCAUUAAGGAUGUCUUUUAGAAAAUUAGAUUUAGGUCAUACGAGGUGUGAUACAGGACAUGACUGGUACAUGGUGGAAUGUAAUAAAUGUAACACAUGGGAAACCAGUGCUUCCAGUUUAAUGAAAAGUGGAAAGACUGGAUCCUCCAUCUAUAGCAAAACUAACUGCUUUAAGUUAAUUGAUUUAAUUUGUUUUGCCUUCCUAAGAAUGUAGCUGUGCUUAAAAAUCAAUCUGAGCAUUAACUCCACAACAUGUUGUCUACGCCCACACUUUGAAUUACAUUAUUAUUAUUAUUAUUAUUAUUAUUAGUUCUUUAGGAGCUUCUAUACCAGGUGGACCUCGUGGUGACGGCCUUGGCUCAUGGCACAUGUUCCCUUGUCUGACGCACACUAUAUGUUUCUCCCUGUUUGUUUUUCCUUUUUGUUUUUCUUCCAAGUGAAAUCCUCACCUAGUUUCUAAUCAGGGUCUGACGUCCAGGAUAGAAUAGUGACUGUAAUCCUCAGUUUAGACUGUUCCCAUGAGCUACUGGUAGUACUGGGCCUCACUGUGGUGGCCUGUGGCGAGCUGUUCUAGAAGUUAGUGUCAUGCUGUAACGCCCCCUUCUACCUUGCCACUGUGCCCCAGACCCUUCAUAGCUGGGUGAGCGAGGAGCUAGCGGGCAGGUCCAGUACCGCAGCCUUACUGUCCA
This is a messenger RNA of Pleuronectes platessa (European plaice), 4511 nucleotides long. It is a transcript of the gene clasp1a, whose product is annotated as cytoplasmic linker associated protein 1a. The record is from RefSeq and is a predicted model, not a curated record. The coding region runs from base 697 to 3843 and encodes 1048 amino acids. The transcript is spliced from 31 exons. Gene Ontology annotation, biological process: mitotic spindle assembly. Lineage: Eukaryota; Metazoa; Chordata; Actinopteri; Pleuronectiformes; Pleuronectidae. Gene Ontology annotation, molecular function: microtubule binding; kinetochore binding. Gene Ontology annotation, cellular component: spindle microtubule; microtubule organizing center; mitotic spindle.